Messenger RNA from Musa acuminata AAA Group (dessert banana), 641 nucleotides. Its product is annotated as enhancer of rudimentary homolog. Lineage: Eukaryota; Viridiplantae; Streptophyta; Magnoliopsida; Zingiberales; Musaceae. The transcript is spliced from 5 exons. The coding region runs from base 13 to 474 and encodes 153 amino acids. The record is from RefSeq and is a predicted model, not a curated record.
GUUUUUUUCCAUAUGAUGUGUGAGGAAAAGAGGAUCUUUGAACCCCAGCUUCUUUCUUUUGUUGAUCCAGAAGAAUUGCAUGAAAGCUGGAUUGGCUUUGAACAUGAAGGCGGAGGCAGGCUUUGGGAAUGUUCUCAACUUAUGUCUGUUGCGGCUCUUGUUGAGGCAAAUAGACACACCAUUGUUCUGAUGCAGUCAUCUCCUAACAGGGCAACCAGAACUUUCAUGGAUUAUGGUUCUAUUAGUCAGGCUAUGGAUGGGAUCUGUGGGUUGUACGAAAGAAAACUGAAGGAAAUAAAUCCAACCAUCCAAAACAUCACUUAUGACAUUUCUGAUCUUUAUAAUUUCAUCGACGGCCUGGCAGACCUUAGCGCGUUGAUCUUUGACCACUCAAUUCAGGCUUAUCUACCAUACGAUCGGCUGUGGAUCAAACAUCGGAUGUUCCAGCACCUUAAGAGAUUGGCUUCACAAUAAAUCCCUCAAGAAGAUAUAGGAUCAAUGGUGUGUAAAACUACAUUUAUUGUGUCUAAAAUGGAAUGUAUCAUAUAUCAGUGAAGAGUUUUGUUGCUAAACUGAGACACUAUGCUACCUGAGCUUUUUGCUCCUCUGCUUAAUGUGAUUUGCUGUUGAUAUGCGGAAAA